Molecule: messenger RNA, 666 nt
Organism: Micropterus salmoides (largemouth bass)
Lineage: Eukaryota; Metazoa; Chordata; Actinopteri; Centrarchiformes; Centrarchidae
Product: septin-7-like
Exons: 5
Coding region: 16-651 (211 amino acids)
Biological process (GO): cytoskeleton-dependent cytokinesis; cilium assembly
Cellular component (GO): septin ring; septin complex; cell division site
Molecular function (GO): GTPase activity; molecular adaptor activity; GTP binding
Source: RefSeq, a predicted model, not a curated record
UACUAAAUGGUGUGAAUGUUGGUGUGUUUUCAGGUGGAGCAGUCCAAAGUGCUGAUUAAGGAAGGAGGGGUUCAACUGACACUCACCAUUGUCGAUACACCAGGGUUUGGAGAUGCAGUGGACAACAGCAACUGUUGGCAGCCAGUCAUAAAUUACAUUGACAGUAAGUGCGAGGACUUCCUCAAUGCAGAGUCGAGGGUGAACCGCAGAUCCAUGCCAGACAACAGAGUCCACUGCUGCCUAUACUUCAUUGCGCCCUCUGGACACGGUCUGAAGCCGCUGGACAUCGAGUUCAUGAAGAGACUCCAUGACAAGGUCAACGUCAUCCCUCUUAUUGCAAAAGCCGACACUCUGACCCCAGAGGAGUGCCAGCUUUUUAAAAAACAGAUUAUGAAAGAGAUACAGGAGCACAAAAUCAAAAUUUAUGAAUUCCCAGACACGGAGGACGACGAGGACAACAAGCUCAUCCGAAAGAUCAAGGAGAAGAUGCCACUGGCAGUAGUCGGCAGCAACGUGGUAAUCGAGGUGAACGGCAAGAAGGUCAGAGGUCGCCAGUACCCGUGGGGCGUGGCAGAAGGUAGGUUCACUCAGGUCCACUGCCGGAAAGGAAGGACAUGGCUUCCAUUUUGUGGCCAAACUGAAAGGGCCUAGAAAAUAAACUACAAA